This is a messenger RNA of Eublepharis macularius, 1459 nucleotides long. RefSeq names its product UDP-GlcNAc:betaGal beta-1,3-N-acetylglucosaminyltransferase 3 (gene B3GNT3). Bases 68 to 1216 code for a protein of 382 amino acids. NCBI's taxonomy places the organism in Eukaryota, Metazoa, Chordata, Lepidosauria, Squamata, Eublepharidae. Gene Ontology annotation, molecular function: hexosyltransferase activity. The record is from RefSeq and is a predicted model, not a curated record. The transcript has 2 exons. Gene Ontology annotation, cellular component: membrane.
GGAGGGAGCAGUUGCUGCUAGAGAAGGAGAACUUAAGCCGGGAGAAGGUUCAGCAUCUCGGUGAAAAAUGUCACGACGCUGGUGCCGCAAAUUGGAAGUUGCCAUCUUGAGUUUCGUGGGAUUCACUGGGUUCCUGUUCCUCCUCCAAAACAAUGACAAUGGCCCUGUCCUGAAGGAGGUGAUAGAUACUUCCAGGACAAUCCCACCAAUCCAGGACAAUCCCCCCAAUCCCCCCAAAGCCAUUGCUGAGUGUCGGGAGAAUGUGUCAGUGGCAAACAUUUCUGGAUUUGUCGGAUUGCCUGACCAUAUCAAAGACUUCUUGCGGUAUAAGCAUUGCAAGGAGUUCCCUCUGCUUCUGGACAUGCCAGAUAAGUGCGGAGGUCCAGACAAAUCCUACAACGUCUUCUUGCUCCUUGCUAUCAAGUCAUCACCAGGGAAUUAUGAACGGCGUGAAAUCAUCCGCAAGACGUGGGGCCAGGAACGGAUGUAUGCAGGGGUCCAGAUCCGAAGGAUUUUCUUGUCCGGGGGUGUGGCUAAUCCUCGUGAUGCUAGGAAGCUUAACCAACUCUUGAAGAUAGAGGCAGAAGAGAAUGGAGACAUCCUCCAGUGGGGUUUCCAUGAUAGCUUCUUCAACCUGACCCUGAAGCAAGUCCUUUUCCAUUCUUGGAUGGAGGCCCGCUGUCCUGGCGUCCGCUUUGUCUUCAAUGGGGACGACGAUGUCUUUGCCAACACGGACAAUAUUAUCCACUACUUGUUGGAUGUUCCAGGAGCAGGAGACGAGCACCUCUUUGUGGGGCAGCUUAUUACCAAUGUGGGCCCCAUCCGUGAGAAGUGGAGCAAAUACUACGUGCCAGAGCAAGUGACCACUUCCAAAUCCUAUCCCCCUUAUUGUGGUGGUGGGGGUCUUCUUAUGUCUGGCUAUACUUUGCGUACCAUCUACAAGGAAUCGCUGGGCAUUGAACUCUUCCCUAUUGACGACGUGUACCUGGGGAUGUGCCUCCAGAAAGCGGGACUAGCUCCUUCUUCCCACAUGGGCAUCCGGACGGUGGGUGUGCGGGUGCCUUCCUCCAGACUAGAGUCCUUUGACCCUUGUUAUUACAAGGAGCUUCUCCUGGUCCAUCGCUUUGUGCCUUAUGAGAUGCUGGUGAUGUGGAGAGCAAUCCACCAGCGAAACUUGAUCUGUGGGAAGAGAAUAGAGGUCUAUCAACCAUUCUGAAGAACCUUGGGGUGCACUGGGGAAGGAUUUAAAAUGGAGGGUGAGAAUGGACCGUAUAUUUAUUUUGUCUGGCUUGUACUUUGCAGUCAGUAACUUCUAGUGUGACUCCUUUUUUUGCUUUUUGUUUCCACCCCCACCCCCACCGAUGUCCAGGGGAAGGGUGAGAACCAUAAUGUUAAAAUAUGGCUAAAAAAACCUACUAUGAAGGAUGGGUGACGGCUGAUCUGUUCUCCAAUUGUUUUG